This is a messenger RNA of Olea europaea var. sylvestris, 1862 nucleotides long. Its product is annotated as putative nuclear RNA export factor SDE5. Bases 244 to 1740 code for a protein of 498 amino acids. The record is from RefSeq and is a predicted model, not a curated record. The transcript has 12 exons. Lineage: Eukaryota; Viridiplantae; Streptophyta; Magnoliopsida; Lamiales; Oleaceae.
UUUUUUAUGUUUGAAAUAUCGGGAGGGCUAAGUUUUCUCAGGCACCCGGGUUUCACGUGACCGGGCUCACCAAUUGGCAAUUAGCCCGCCGUUAGAAGACCUCUCCACCUAUUCCAUUCCUUUGUGAUUCUCUCCCCCCUCUCAUUUCCUUCUCCGAGAAGCAUUACACUUCACUCUGUGUCUGUGAACUAGAGAGAGACUAGCAUCCGAUCUUCUCUAUCAAUCUUUUAAUUGAAGGAUAAAAUGGAAACACUGCCUUCGACCUUUUCUUACACCAAUGAGGACCAAAAAAAUCUCAAACAAUUACUCGAUGCUUUUGGGUCUGUGGUUUCUCUCGACGACAUUGCUUCAGCUUACUGUCUUGCAGAUCGCAACUUAGUAACUACAGGCGAAGUACUCCUUAAGAUGCAGGGAAGCACCUCUGGCACAUCUAUGUCAGUUUCACAAGAUGGUCUGGAAAGAAAAGCAAGUGUAUCUUCUGAAUAUCAAAUGGAUAAUAUCCUGGAGAGUGCUCGUGUUUCUAACUCCAAGGCCAAAAAGUGUUCAGCAUCAAUGGGAACUGUGUCAUGUGUGAUUGGGAGAGAAUAUUCUCGACAUAGGUCUUUACCUAAUGAAUCAUGCAAGAAGACCAAACCACUGAAAUUGAAUUCAAACGAUUUUCCAGUCUCUGAAAUUUGGGAUGAGAACGCGGAAUCAGAUUCUCCGGCAAGAAGUGAAACCAUGCAUCGUGACAUCGAACAAUUUCUUUUCAAAAUGCUUGGAGAUGGCUUUCAGCUCGAAAUGGAUGUAAUUCAAGACGUCGUUGGCCAGUGUGGAUACGACAUACAAAUGAGCAUGGAUAAACUUCUCAGCCUGUCAACAUCAUCACUAGGGAAGAAAGACGAUAUUAUUGGCAUUGAUGCUCAUAAGCAUAUGCAGAAUAAUUCAGAGCUAGAAGAUGUUCCAUUUAAAGGACAACCAUCAAACAAUGACUUCUGUGAAAGAUCGAAUGCUGAUAUCACAACUGGAAGGGAAUUAAGAUUACCUAGAAAAGAGAAGGAAAAGCAAGAUCUCCAAAAUGAAGUUCUUCAGGCACUAUUUAAUGCACCUGAAAGAAUUGAAGAGAAGCCAGAGAGAAUUCAUCCAAUCAGAGGAGACAGGCAAAGGACACCUUAUGGCCGGUUUGUGGCGAAACCACCAGAAGAGACAACUUUAGAAAAUAUUACCUUUAUUACAAGACGACGAGUUAAUGAAAGGAGUGAUGAAAAUGGUGAGAAUAGCUAUGAGGACUUGCGCAAGGCUGUGAAGGAGUAUCGGGUUACGAUGAAAGAAUACUUUAAAGCUGCUAUUGAUGCUUUCACUGAAAAGGAUCAUGAGAAAUCACAAAAAUUUCUGCAAGAGGGACAAUUUUUUAUGAAGAAGGCCCGAGAAGCAGAUGAAACAUCUGCGGCAAAACUUCUUGAGAACAGUUGCGAAGAAGAAGAAUUUUCUCUUAAUGUGCAUUUAUUUGAGCCAAAGGAAGCUGUUCGCAUGCUGAGACUUCACUUGUCUACUCUUUCUGGUCUUCCAUCUGUUCAGCAUCUCAAAGUUAUAGUUGGGACCAACGAAAAAGAUGCCAAAGAAGGGCUUCGGAAGCGAAUGAUUAUCAAAGUUUUAGACCGGGAGUCUAUACCUUUUACUGAGGAUGAGAGUGGCAAGAUAAUUACAAUCCGGGUUGAUGAGAUUAAUCCGGAGAAACAGAGUUUUGCUAAAAAGUCUUAAAAUUUUUGAAAGGCACGAGGAUUGGAACAUUGAGGGUUUUCUACCAAGUUUUGCCAUCGGUUGUUUACUUGGGAAGCAAUAUAUAUUUUGUCAAAUUAUGAAAGUAACUUUGCUUCGUCGAA